Molecule: messenger RNA, 3057 nt
Organism: Penicillium longicatenatum
Lineage: Eukaryota; Fungi; Ascomycota; Eurotiomycetes; Eurotiales; Aspergillaceae
Product: tubulin gamma complex associated family protein
Exons: 2
Coding region: 1-3057 (1018 amino acids)
Biological process (GO): microtubule nucleation; cytoplasmic microtubule organization; spindle assembly
Cellular component (GO): centrosome; spindle pole; gamma-tubulin small complex
Molecular function (GO): gamma-tubulin binding; microtubule minus-end binding
Source: RefSeq, a predicted model, not a curated record
AUGUCGACCUCGACCCGACAUCCCACCCGCCCGCGCCGCAUCGACGAUGCCCUCUCCCAACUAGUCGACUCCCUGACCCCCGCGCUCCCCAUCACAGCUCUCCAAAAUGACGAUUACUCCGACCCGGAUGAAGCGCUCGUUGCUGCCGAAGAACGCCGUCAUAGCGCUUACCUCGAGCGUGCCUGGCGCAUCAUUGACACCCAUACCGCCUCUGGUUCCGCGGAGGGCGGCUCUCCAUCAGGUCGUCGGGGUAGUAUCGCGGGAGCAGAAAAUGUUAACAAUGCCGCAGACCUGAUCAAGCGUAAGCUGCGGCGUGAGAACGCAAGCCCAGAGCUAGCAGUGAAGUUCUCAAACAUGUACUCCAAGCUCCUGACGCAGCCCGUGCUUUCACAGAAAUGGGGAAUCCUGUACCUGCUCUAUAAGCUAUCAGACGAGAACGAAUUUGCGGCUGAACAUGGCGGGGAGCGGAGUCGCAGCCCGCUUAUGGAUGAUGGCAAUUUGCAGAAUAUGCUUGGUCGGGGUAAUCGGCCUCGACGCGGUACUGGGUCUCGUCCGUUGGACUCGGAGGACGAUGAGGGUCCUGCCGUUAGUUCUUCCGCGUCGCAACGGGUGCCGCUGUCGUCUAAACCAGAGCGUCAGAGCUCACUGCGUCGGGACUGGGAACGAGAGGAGCGUGCUAGUCGUGUCGCGAGCAGCUUUGAUACGGCGAUGACUGACCGGGAAGAUGAACAUGCGGAUGCGGCGUCACCUCGACCGUCUACAGCAACGCCGGCUGCUCAACCUCGGGCUCCAGAGGAGUUUGAACAUGGGCUCUUGCGCGACCUGCCUUUCAAUUUGCAGGGACUGUCUUCAACGAACCUACAGUUUCAAUCAGCUUCCAUCCUGAGAUUGCCGCCUAAUCUACCGGCUCCGUUUAUUUCUUUGCUUAACUCCCUGGCCGAGCCUUGUUUACUUUACAAAGGAUUGUCUGCCUUUGUGGAAACUACAGAGGGUGGGCUGGUAAAUCAGAGUCUCCGGGCUGCCAUCGCUAACGAGCUACGGUCUUAUCUUAGCUUGGUUGCGACCCUAGAAGCGGAGAUUCGACAGGCACUUACUACCAUUGGCAACGCAAGCGAGCCUAAAAGCGUUCGGAAGGGCGGGGUUACCCUGAAGCGUUGCGUGGUUUGGACAAGGGAUGCCACAAUGGCUCUCCGACUGAUGAGCCUUAUUGUUGAAGAAUCUCGAGACAAGAAAGGAGGUCAAUUGAUAUCAUUGAUCCAUGGAUUUUCCUCAUCGCACGGAGAUCCCUUUGUGUGUGCCUUUGCAGAGAAGCUUCUAGUCCAUGUCACACAACCCUUUUAUGACAUGCUUCGGUCAUGGAUCUACGAUGGUGAACUCUCUGACCCAUAUGAGGAAUUCUUUGUUGCGGAAGGAAAAGGAAAGCCCGAUGAGGACCCCCGCCGUAUCGCCACUAGCGUUUGGGAAACAAAGUACGUCUUGGAUGAGAAAAUGCUUCCUUCAAUCGUUACCCAAGAAUUUGCAAACAAGGUUUUCCUCAUUGGAAAGUCUUUGAACUUCAUCCGAUACGCUUGCGGUGAUUCCGCAUGGGUGGAGGCAUAUUCCAAGGAGGCUUCAAAAGAGCUUACAUACGGCGAUACUGCCACUCUGGAGAUAUCCAUUGAUGAGGCCUACAAGACCACCAUGGCUCGUCUUAUCCACCUAAUGGACAACAAAUUCAAGCUCUUCGAUCAUUUGCAGGCAUUGAAGAAGUAUCUGUUGUUAGGACAAGGUGACUUCAUCGCGUUAUUGAUGGAGUCUCUAGCCUCGAACCUGGACCGCCCUGCAAACUCCCAAUACCGACAUACGCUCACUGCUCAGUUGGAACAUGCUAUCCGUGCCUCAAAUGCGCAGUAUGACUCGCCAGAUGUGCUCCGCCGGCUGGAUGCACGUAUGCUUGAGCUCAGUCACGGCGAGAUUGGUUGGGACUGCUUCACCCUGGAAUAUAAGAUCGAUGCCCCCGUUGACGUCGUAAUUACACCAUACGGAUCAACUCAAUAUCUCAAAGUUUUCAAUUUUCUCUGGCGCGUAAAGCGAGUCGAGUUCGCUCUCAACAGCACCUGGCGCCGCUGCAUGACCGGUGCAAGAGGUGUACUCGCCCACGUUGACGACAAAGUUGGACCAGACUGGAAGCGUGCACGAUGUGUUAUUGCUGAAAUGAUCCACUUUGUCUGUCAACUCCAGUACUAUAUCUUGUUCGAGGUUAUCGAAUCCAGCUGGGACACGCUGCAGGCAGCCAUAUCCAAACCAGACUGCACGCUCGAUGAUCUCAUCAUGGCUCACAAACAAUACCUCAACUCCAUCACGCACAAGGGUCUUCUUGGCUCGGCCUCUCCACGCUAUGGUUCUUCCACCUCCGCUUCCGCCAAGCAACCUGAAGAAAGCUUCCUCUCCCAGCUCCACCACAUUCUCAAGAUCAUGCUCUCCUAUAAGGACGCCGUCGAUGGUCUCUACUCAUUUUCUGUCGCGGAAUUCACUCGCCGCCAGGAACUAAAUGCUAAAAUUGAAACCCGCACCGCACAGGGCCGUUGGGGCGUCACAGAUCGUGACCUCCUACCCCUUCGCACAAAUAGCCGUGGGGGCACAUCCAUGUCCUCAACACCAAAUCUUCGACCCUCAAGCUCUGGUCUCGACGGACUCGAUACUCCGUUCUCCCUCUCGGCGCAGGACUCCUCGGCUGAUGACCACAUGCUCGCGUCUCUACGCGUGCGGCUCCGGGAUCUUUCUGUUGAUUUCCGCUCGCGCCUGAAUAUCUUGCUCGGGGACCUUGCCUAUCAACCUGAUGUUGAUAUGCGCUUUUUGGGUGUCAACAUGAACUUCAAUGAUGUAUACGAGCCUAUAAAAAGACGACGGGCUACAGGUCCUAGCUCGCGGGAUAAGGAGAAAGAAAGGGAGAGAGAGCGUGCCAAGCGGAAAGCGGCUUCUGCUCAGGCCACGGGCUCGGGCACUGAAGGGAAUAGCAUUCCACGGAGGGAACGAAAAGAUGCCCAGGAACAAGGUGCUAAUGGAGUUGCGGCGUGA